Pelodiscus sinensis (Chinese soft-shelled turtle) is the source of this 1382-nucleotide messenger RNA. NCBI's taxonomy places the organism in Eukaryota, Metazoa, Chordata, Testudines, Trionychidae. The record is from RefSeq and is a predicted model, not a curated record.
ACCAGACACAGGAAGGGAAAGAAUCAUGUGACACCUGCCCAGCAGGAUUCUUCUGUGAACCAUCCAGCAAAAGUUCUGGGACACAGACACCAAGGCUGUGCCCUAAAGGGCACUUCUGUCCACCCGGUACCAGCUUUGGUACAGAACAUCCAUGUCCCAGGGGUACAUCUGGACCCACGACUGGUGCCACUGCGGAAUCGGACUGUGAACCCUGCCCAGCAGGCAUGUAUUGUUCAUCUCUAGGACUGUCCCAGCCCUCGGGGCUUUGCCACUCGGGCUUUUAUUGCACCCAAGGAGCCAUCCACCCAGCCCCCAUCAGACACAAGAUGGAAUCUGCUGGCCCACCUCCGCGUGGAAAUGACAUCUGCCCUCCUGGGCAUUUCUGCCCCACUGGCACAAGCCAUCCUCUGCCCUGCCCUCCUGGAACCUAUUCCCCCUCCCUGGGCCUGGGGGCAGAGGAGCAGUGCCAGCCCUGCCCAGCAGGACGCUACUGCAGUCAGGCAGGGUUGUCUGAUCUGUCCCAGACAUCGCCGUGCAAUGCAGGGUAUGUUUGCCAUGAAGGAAACUCCGCCCCCUGCCCUUCUGAUGGGAUUCGUGGUUACAAAUGCCCAAGUGGCUUCCAUUGUCCUACAGGCACCAGGCAGGAAAUACCCUGUGAACCGGGAACGUUCAGCCCUAUGCCUGGAGCAAGCACCUGCCUCCCUUGCCCGGCUGGUAUGACCUGCAGACUUGCUGCCACUGUGGAGCCAGUCAGCUGCCCCAAAGGUUACUAUUGCCCUGCUCACACUGCCAUGCCCCUGCCAUGCCCUGAAGGUACCAUGAACACCCUGGAGGGGGCACUGUCUCCCACUGCAUGCAAACUGUGCCCAGUGGGGAGGUACUGCAGCGGGGACGGUAACUGGGAACCAGAUGGUGGUUCCUCCCCGGGCAGCUGUGUGCCAUGCUAUCCUGGGUUCUUCUGUGCCAGUAUCGGUCUGAGCUCACCUACAGGACCCUGUGCAGGGGGUUUCUACUGCCCAGCAAACUUCAGCUCCUUCAGCCCCACUGCAUUCCUCUGCCCCAAGGGUCAUUUCUGUUCCUCUGGGUCUGCCCAACCAACCCCCUGCCCCACAGGGGAAUACCAGCCCAACAGGGGUUCUGAGUCCUGCAUUCCUUGCCAACCAGGUUUCUACUGCCAAGAGGCAACUGCAGGAGACCCCCAGCCCUGCCCACCACACUCCUACUGCCCUGAAGGUGCACUGGUUCCUUCUCCGUGUCCUGAUGGCACGUUCACCCUUCCAGACAUGAUUGGCCUGAGGGAAGAGAGAGAAUGCCUGGCCUGUUCACCCGGUCACUACUGCAGGGGCGGGCGUUUGGAGGGGAAGUGUGCUGCUGGGCGAUGA